This is a messenger RNA of Podarcis lilfordi (Lilford's wall lizard), 11392 nucleotides long. The record is from the annotation of a GenBank genome assembly. NCBI's taxonomy places the organism in Eukaryota, Metazoa, Chordata, Lepidosauria, Squamata, Lacertidae.
AUGAGCAGCGACACGGAGAUCCCCACAGGGAUACAUCGGGGCUACCUCCGCAAAUAUGGUGAGUUACCCCAACUCCCCCCCCCCCCACGACCCUGGCACCAUUCUGCCCCUGGCAUCUUGUUGGGGGGCGGGGUGGGAACAAGAAUCCAUGUUGUUGUUGUUGUUGUUGUUGCCUAGGUCUCCUGCUCUUCCCGCACCCCCUCUUUUUAAAAAUGCUUUUGAAAGAAAGAAACCACUUUUGCUUGCAGGGGUGCUGAGCGUUUUGCAAAAGACCUCAGGGUGGCUUGCAUACUUUCCCCUCUCCCCAUUUCAUCCUCACGACAGUCCUGUGAGGGAGGUUAGGCUGAGAGUGAGGGGCUGGCUCCAACCACUAGGUCAUAGCUGUCAACGUUUCCCUUUUUUUAUUCCCGUAUUCCGAAUAGGAUUCCUCGCAAGAAAAGGGGAAAGUUGACAGCUAUGCACGAGGCACCCACAGCCACUUCCCAGCUUAAUUGGCUCAAAAACCUGUAUUUGUGUAUAAACGUGUAUGUGUGGGUAUGCAAAUUGGUGGGACUUUUCAGUUGCUAGCAGAGUCCCUUUCUAGAUUAAGGGAUGUUGCUGUCGUUUAGUCGUUUAGUCGUGUCUGACUCUUCGCGACCCCAAGGACCAGCGCACGCCAGGCACUCCUGUCUUCCACUGCCUCCCGCAGUUUGGUCAAACUCAUGCUGGUAGCUUCGAGAACACUGUCCCACCAUCUCGUCCUCUGUCGUCCCCUUCUCCUUGUGCCCUCCAUCUUUCCCAAAAUCAAGCUCUUUUCCAGGGAGUCUUCUCUUCUCCUGAGGUGGCUGAAGUCUUGGAGCCUCAGCUUCAGGAUCUGUCCUUCCAGUGAGCACUCAGGGCUGAUUUCCUUCAGAAUGGAGAGGUUUGAUCUUCUUGCAGUCCGUGGGACUCUCAAGAGUCUCCUCCAGCACCAGAAUUCAAAAGCAUCCAUUCUUCAGUAAUCAGCAGCCUUUAUGGUCCAGCUCUCGCUUCCAUACAUCACUACUGGGAAAACCAUAGCUUUAACUAUAUGGACCUUUGUUGGCAAAGUGAUGUCUCUGCUUUUUAAGAUGCUGUCUAGAUUAAGGAAUAUGGAAAGGCAAAUGCAAGCCCGGAGAAAUCGCUGGGACAAAGGUUAUGGGGAGUGGGACUCAAAAGUAGCUGGAAGCAGCACCCUCUCUGCCCCAGAAGAUGCCUGCUUCAUUCCCUAAUCCCGGCUGUGUAGGAUCUCAGGGUUGCACAAAACAGCUCUCUGCACAUGUUCAAAGGGCCCAUUCAUCUUUCCUAGCAGUUCAUCGUGUCUUUUCCAUAACAACAGGUUAAUGACUUCUCAACCAGAAGCCAGGUGCUCAGGCUGCUUAAAAAUCUCCAGGUUAAAAUGUGUAAAGGUUGUUCUUUCUCUCAAUUCUAAUCAAAGCUGGGGGUGUUUUUUGGAGGGUGGGGACAUCUAAAUACAGCGUUUUGCAAGAAAGAAGAGGAUAGAUAUGUGGUUGUUCCCAAGUAGCUGGUCGUUCUGAAGCUUGCUCUGUACUGCUGUUAAUGAGUUUUGUUCCGUAUAUUGUUGUCCCGGCCGUGAUAUUUCAUGAGAGGGCGGUAUACAGAUAUUUCUUUAAAUAGAUAAAUAUACAAAAGCAAGCAAGCAAAGGAACAAUGAGGCUAUGGGAUUCAGCCCUGGAGGAGACUUGUGCUCAGGCUCAGCCCUGGAAGUAGGUUUGUUGAUUUAGCAUUUGGGGAAUAUUUAAAAUUAGAACUGAGAUUAAGAAAAAGAGAUCCCUUCCCUUUGAAUCUGCCGUUUGAGAUUCCCAGACUCCAGGGAUUUCUAAAGUCCUGGCUAAGUGUAAACAAGUCAGUGGAUCAAGGAGUAGCCCCUUCCUCCUAGCAAGCUCCUGCGUUGUGCCAGCAGCUAUGCAGACAGAAAUUCAACAGGUGGUGGUUGCCUUCAGCCUUGUCAGGGGGAGGGAAGCGGAAUGGUUAUAGUGAUGAGCUGUGCCUGUUGAAUUUCUGUGAGCCACACUUUGUGGGUUAUUUCAUCUUUAUUUUAAAAAAAAUCCACAGCUAGGCAGCUUCUACCCAACAGGGGGCUAAUUUUGCAUUGUGGCAGGUACUAAAUUUCUAGAAAGCAGUGAACGCUCCCUCUCAUCCUCAGUGAGAGCGACUUACACUCUGUACCUGCUCAGAGGCAGGGACGGCUCCUCUUUCAUACAUCCCAGGACUCAUUCCUGCUGCUGGAAUGGAAGCAAGUGCCAGGAUUGAGCCCCAGCACAAAUAAAUAAACCCCUACCAUGGGUCAUGAUUUGUUUAUAAUCCCACCAGUCUUGCAUCUUCUUCCAUCAGGCAAGGGAUACAACUGGCUGAUUCUGCCUUUGUUUUGUGUCCCAUUUCUCACAGGAUUUUGGGGAGAUGAAUGCAAAGUUUUUUUCACCAGGCAGGGGAAAAAACCACAACUUUCUAGGUCAAUCAGGAUGCUUUUAAAUUACAUUUUUAAAAAAUCUGCUCCUAGAGCUUUAAUUAAUUAAUUGCAUAAUUUAGUUGAUUAAACCCAAAGCACCAGAUCUCCCAGCUGUGCAAAAGGAUCAGCUCACCCCAAACCCUGAUGACGAGGGUACCCCAGGCCCAAAUUUAGCACAGUAAUAACAAUAAUAAUUUUCUUAUUUGUACUCGGCCCGUAUGACUGAGUUGCCCCAGCUCCUCUGGUCAGCUGGGUAAUCUUCCUGGCCUGCAAAAGGGAAUAACAAAGCUUUUUAUCGUUCUAUGAUAUCCCCCUGGACCAGAGCACGCCAGGCACUCCUGUCUUCCACUGCCUCCCGCAGUUUGGUCAAACUCAUGCUGGUAGCUUCGAGAACACUGUCCCACCAUCUCGUCCUCUGUCGUCCCCUUCUCCUUGGGCCCUCCAUCUUUCCCAACAUCAGGGUCUUUUCCAGGAGUCUUCUCUUCUCAUGAGGUGGCCAAAGUCUUGGAGCCUCAGCUUCAGGAUCUGUCCUUCCAGUGAGCACUCAGGGCUGAUUUCCUUCAGAAUGGAGAGGUUUGAUCUUCUUGCAGUCCAUGGGACUCUCAAGAGUCUCCUCCAGCACCAGAAUUCAAAAGCAUCAAUUCUUCAGUAAUCAGCAGCCUUUAUGGUCCAGCUCUCACUUCCAUACAUCACUACUGGAAGAAAAUUAUACAGACAGCAAAACAAAGAAGUCUGAGUUAACAUGGCCUUCUACCAAUCAGAAAUAAUAAUACUAUAAUAAUAAUAUAAUAAUAAUAAUAAUUUAUUAUUUAUACCCCGCCCAUCUGGCUGAGUCUCCCCAGCCACUCUGGGCGGCUCCCAAUCAAGUGUUAAAAAAAGUACAGCGUUAAAUAUUAAAAACUUCCCUGAACAUGGUAAUAACUAUUACAAUAGUGAAAAUACUAAAAAUACAUUUACUUCCCCUUUUGAACUUCUAUUCUGGUUACAAUAUAUUGCUAUUCUAUUAGAAUCUAUUAUAUCCUUUGCUGUCCCAUAUAUUAUUUUAUUUCCCAAAUUCAACCUAACCCUCCCCUCCUCCCCACUGCUUCCCUUCACCUGUGUGAGAUCUUCCCAACAUAAUAUUUUAUCUAGUUGCUUUAACAAAAUAAAAUAACAUGAAAACUUAUAAAUUAUAAUUAAUUCUUUCAUCCUUACACAAUUGCCUAUUAAGAGUUCUGCUUUAACCCCAUAUUUCUUCAUGUCUUCACCUCUGCAUUCCCAAUCUGUAUAGAAUUUUUGAUUGGAGCAGCCCCUGAUUGCUGCAGUCAUUUUUUGCCAUCUUGCCAAACUCACAAAUCUUAACUUGCCAUUCUGUCAAUUGUGGUACUUUUUCUGUUUUCCAAUAUUUUGCCAUAAGUAUUCUUGCGGCUGCGGUUAUAUACAAAAAUAUAUUCCUUUUGUCCUUGGGUAUGUCUGCAACUUUUAAAUGACAUCUGAAGGCAGCAAUGUACAGUGGUGCCUCGCAAGACGAAAUUAAUUCGUUCCGCAAGUUUUGUCGUCUUGCGAUUUUUUUCGUCUUGUGAAGCACGGUGUCGGGAAAGUUUUGGAAAAGCUUCAAAAAUCACCAAAGUCUUUAAAAACCUCAAAAAAGGCUACCACACCGCAUUCUAUGAGUUGCUCCUCGAAGUCAAGUCGCAACUGUAUUAACGGUGUUAAGAAAAGGAAACAAACUUGCAAGACGUUUCCGUCUUGCGAAGCAAGCCCAUAGGGAAAAUCGUCUUGCGAAGCAGCUCAAAAAACAAAAAACCCUUUCGUCUAGCGAGUUUUUUGUCUUGCGAGGCAUUCGUCUUGCGAGGUACCACUGUAUAGGGAGGUUUUGUUUAAUGUUUAAUGUUUUAUUAUGCUUUUAUAUAUGUUGCAAGCCAUCCAGAGUGGCUGGGGCAACCUAGUCAGAUGGGCGGGGUAUAUAUAAUAAAAUUAUUUGUAGUAGUAGUAGUAUGGAAUAGGACAUCCCUAUUUUCAUCGGAUAAAUGUUGCAGGGUAUGAAACUGCAUUCUCUCCCCCCCCUCCGGCCUUUUGGGAUUAUUGCCGCUAGCAUUUGAUUGAAUCCUAAUCCCAAAGCGCCCACGAGAGAAUUUAAUCAUUGUUUUAAUCUGUUUGUUGCUGUGCAUGAUGUUUGUCCCGUCGUCAGCCUACGACAGAUUGAUGGAAACGGAAUCUCCUUAGUAGCAAAUUACUCUCUGGGAUAAACGAGCCAUCCGUCCACUCAGUAAUGAGAGAGCCUGAUGAACAGCGGAGGAGAGGGCAAGAGAGGCAUAAUCCCCACUUCCGUCCAAAAGGGAGCAGAGGAGGUUGCUAGUCCCCAAGAGGCAAGGGUGUUCUGGGGGUUGGUCUGGAUGACCCUUGGAGGUCCCUUCCAACUCUCCCAUUCUAUAAGAUUGAGGUUGAAUCCUGACAAGACACAAGUACUGUUUUUGAGGGACAGGAGGGGGGCAGGUGUGGAGGACUCCCUAGUCCUGAAUGGGGUAACUGUGCCCCUGAAGGACGAGGUGCGCAGCCUGGGAAUCAUUCUGGACUCACAGCUGUCCAUGGAGACCCAGGUCCAUUCUGUAUCCAGGGCAGCUGUCUGCCCGCUGCAUCUGAUACACAGGAUGAGACCCUCCCUGCCCGCAGACUGUCUUGCCAGAGUGGUGCGUGCUCUAGUUAUCUCCCACUUGGACUACUACAAUGCACUCUAGUGGGGCUACCUUCGAAGGUGACCCAGAAACUACAACUGAUCCAGAAUGCAGCAGCCAGACUGGUGACUGGGAGCGGCCACUGAGACCAUACUACACCGGUCCUGAAAGACCUACAUUGGCUCCCAGUACGUUUCCGAGCACAAUUCAAAGUGUUGGUGCUGACCUUGAAAGCCCUAAACGGUCUCGGUCCAGUAUACCUGAAGGAGCAUCUCCACCCCCAUCGUUCUGCCCGGAUGUUGAGGUCCAGCGCUGAGGGCCUUCUGGUGGUUCCCUCAUUGCGAGAAGCCAAGUUACAGGGAACCAGGCAGAGGGCCUUCUCAGUAGUGGCGCCCGCCCUGCGGAACAGCCUCCCACCAGAUGUCAAGGAGAACAACAACUACCAGACUUUUAGAAGACAUCUGAAGGCAGCCCUGUUUAGGGAAGCUUUUAAUGUUUAGUGCAUUCCUGUAUUUUAAUAUUUUGUUGGAAGCUGCCCAGAAUUACUGGGGAAGCCCAGCCAGAUGGGCGGGGUAUAAAUAAUAAUUAUUAUAUUAUAUUAUUAUUAUAACCAGAUUGGGUUGCCAAUGGAAAGGUCCCAGGGCUCAUAUCUGCCUGCAAGUCACACCUUCCACCUCUGAAGCUAGUCGGCUGAGAUUCCUUGGCCUUAAACCAAAACAAAUGCUCUCACGCUUCUGACUUCUAUCUCCUUGCCAACCUUGACCUCAAGUGGUCCUUUGCAGGAGGCUUCCUUUUCAAGCAGUGGAAGGAGAAGUUCAUCGUCGUUUCGCUGGACGGCAGCCUGCUCAUCUGCCCGGAUGCCGACUCCCCGGCCGAGCUGGGCAUCUCCCUGGGCACCAGCUGCGAGGCCAUUCUGGAGGGCAGCGAGAUCUGCGACCUGCCGCGCCUUCCUCUGGGGGCCCAGACGGACAGCUGCCUGGGGCUGAGCCUCCGCGACGGCAAGUUCCUCCUCUUCCUCGCCCCUGACGGCCAAGUGUGCAGGUGGGCCUGCCCUCCUUCUGUAGUUUAUGGCGGGCGCUGGGAACUGUGGCUGCAUGAGGGGUCUCCGCAAAUUCAUCCAGUCCCCUUUCAAAGCCAUCCAAGUUAGUCGUCGUCACUAUAACUUGCGGAGGCGAUUUCCAACAUUCCUAGCAUUGUUGCACACCAUGCAAUUGCAUAAUAGUGUUGCGUGUGACUUAGCUGUAGCGUUCCCAAAGCAAGGAAGGAUUGGACUCUGAUUAAUAAAAUACAAGGCUUGACCAGCAAGACUCUGGGAGGGGUGCCAAUAAUCAUCAUCCUCUCCACCCCUCGGCCCAGGUCGUUUUAUUCACCAAAGAAAUUUUUACACAGUGUUCUUAAGAACCAAUCAGAUUUCCUCUGAGCAUUUCAAAAACCCCACGUGAGACAAAAUCAGAUCAGAAGAAAGUCUUUUAACUACAAAGAAACUAUUUCCUACUUGAGCAUGCAUACAUUCUGGGGUAAAUAAAACAGGAUAAAAGGAGGAAUGCAUUCAGCAAACCAGUGGGACAUGGUUGGCGCUGUGGGUUAAACCACAGAGCCUAGGACUUGCCGAUCAGAAGGUUGGCGGUUCGAAUCCCCGCAACGGGGUGAGCUCCCGUUGCUCGGUCCCUGCUCCUGCCCACCUAGCAGUUCGAAAGCACGUCAAAGUGCAAGUAGAUAAAUAGGUACCACUCUGGCGGGAAGGUAAACGGCAUUUCCAUGCGCUGCUUUGGUUCGCCAGAAGUGGCUUAGUCAUGCUGGCCACAUGACCUGGAAGCUGUACGCCGGCUCCCUCAGUCAGUAAAGCAAGAUGAGCGCCACAACCCCAGAGUCGGCCACGAAUGGACCUAAUGGUCAGGGGUCCCUUUACCUUUACUUAUCGUUGCACCUUUAUGCAAUCUAUUAUUAUUAUUAUUAUUAUUAUUAUUAUAUCACAAAUAUGGAGGACAGUUUUAAAUAGUAAUGAAAUACACGGUGUAAAGUUGGCACAGAGCCUAGAAGCAUUUUAUUCAUACCAAUGUUGCUCACAUUUUCACAUCAAAACUUGAUUUUCAUAUGCAGCCAAUAUAAAAAAUGGCUGAGGGCUCACCACUCUGACUUUUUGCCCCAGGCACAUGUGUGCGCUUAAAAGCGACAUAGGAUCAUAAAACUGUUGAAAUGGAAAGGACCUUAAGGAUCAUCCAUUCCAACCGCCCACAAGGCAGGAAUAAGCCGCUUCGAACCUGCAACCUUGGCGUUAUCGGCACCACGCUCCAGCCAACUGAGCUAUCCAGGCUCUAGCUUGGAUAUACAGUGGUACCUCGGUUUAAGAACAGCCCUGUUUACGAACGAUUCGGUUUACGAACUCCGCAAAACUGGAAGUAGUGUCCCGGUUUGAGACCUUUACCUCGGUCUAAGAACGGAAUCCGAACGGUGGAAGGGCACCAGCGGCGGGAGGCCUCAUUAGGGAAAGCGCAGCUUGGUUUAAGAACAGUUUCGGUUUAAGAAUGGACUUCCAGAACGGAUUAAGUUUGUAAACCGAGGUACCACUGUAUGUCUGAUUUGCUUGGCUUUGCCCCAGAACUUUCCCCAUGGAAACCUGCACUUUCAGACUCAACCGGAGCAAAUGUCAAUUUGGGUUUUCCACCGCUGGCCAUUGAUUGGCCUGCUUUAAAGAGCAGAUUACCGCAAGGAAAGUUCCAGAACGAAAAAGGGGGGGGGCGCUGCUUUGACACUGAGCUUCAAAGCUCAGACUGCCUUGAAAGAUCAAGUGUGGAUAAGCCCUGAGGAAUUUGAACCCUGGUCUCUCCCAGGUCCUGGUCCAACACUCUUAACCCUUAGGCCAAGGCAGUUACAGCACCGUAAGAUGCCAGAUGGGUCAACGGAGUGAUGCUUGCAGGGGCAGAGUACAUGAUGAGGCACAACGGCAUCCAUAACACAAAAUCCUGUUUUCCUUUUUUCCUCAGACGGUGGCUCAACAUCUUGAGAAAAGUCAAAGAGGUAAGGAUUUGAAAUGGAAACUGUUGUAAACAAAAAUUGCCCUUUUCCCUUAUGGGGCAUCCAAGAGUCCACUCCUCUGUCGGUUUUUGUUCUGAUUGGCCUCUUACUACUGCUGUAAGUCUUGCUGAUUCUAUAUAUUCACAAAAUAUAUAGCCGGACUAUAUUUUGGAAGGAAAAAAAAUGAACGCAUUCCGAUGCCCCACAAAUAACCCAGAGAUGCAUUUUAAAUAAAAGGGCACAUUCUACUCAUGUAAAAACAUGGAUUUAGACGGCGAUUGGGCCAGAUCCGGCCCCUGGGCCUUAGUUUGCCUACCCAUGAUCUAGAUGACUCUCUGGGGUUCUUCCAACUGUGAUUCUCGGCUUCUUUCUGCAGAGCUUCUCCCAGGGAUCCCCCUCCAGUUGCAAGCUCCACAUCAACUCGCCGGUGAGAAAACGCUUCUGGAAAGGCGCUGGGGACAGCGGGUCUCCAAGCCCCAGCACGGAGAGACGAGAAGGUAGUGGUUCCAGAGGUUGUGUGGGGCACCAGUGGGCCACAUAUGGGCAUCCCUGUCAGGAGCUCAGCCUACUCUCAAGUAGGACCCUGGUAGAGACAUAUGCCCAACUGCCAUGUUCGCUCCCUCCUGGUCGAUCGUUCGGGAGCUUCAAAAGCUUUCUUCAGCCCGAACAUCACAGCGAUGCCAACAGACAUCAGCACACUUAGGGAUCCGCAGAGUCUUCGCAGUUCGCGUGACAGACCUCAGAAACUCAGCAUUUUGGCUAAUCUACUUUAUUUACAUAUAAACACACACGGAGCACUGCAACAUGGCUCCCUCUCUAGCAUCAGACAGAAAAGAGGAAAAGAACAAAGGACAAUAGUCCCACUUCAUGGAACACAGUAACACAAGCAUCCUGUCUCCGUCACUUCCCACUCUGUGGAGUCAAAACAUAUACCGUCAUGUGAAAGACAACAAUCCCAUGACUGCAAUCGCGGAGCAGGAAUUCUAACAUCCCCUCUUGGGUCAGGGCAAGGGAGAUACCAAUCAGACAGGAUUAGCUGGAAGGGUGGCAACCAUAAUGAACACAGAGGAAGCCGGUAUGCUCUACAUUCCCCAAACUGGUGCCUUCCAGAUGUUUGGGACAACAUGUCCCAGCCAGCCCAGCCAUAUCUCCAUUUCCUUGUGGAACUCGCUGCUGCAGGAAGCACUGAUGGCUACCAAACCAGAUGGCUUUAAAAGAGGAUUAAGACAAAUUAAUGGAGGAGAGGACUAUCAGUGGCUACUAGCCAGGAUGGCUAUGUUCUACCUCCACAUCUGGAGGCAGCAACGCAUCUGAAUCCCAGUUGCUGGUGUUGUAAACAAAAAUCUGCCCUUUUCCCCUUAUGGGGUAUCCAAUAGCCCAUAUAGAGUCCUUACAUAGGUUCCCUAUCGGUAGGAGAAAAUAACAGAGGCCAACCAGAGAAUAUUGAGAAGCAAAGCAGCUAGUAAGCUUGAUCUUUAUUGAUCUGUUGCAACAAGGUGCUCCCCUCUCAUGCAGGAAAGGAGGAGAACCCAGAAGCAAGGUGUGCCCGCCCUUAUAUAGACAUUUUAAAUUCCCUGCCCUGGAGCUCAAGACCACCCCUCCAUACAUCAUACAUACAUCAAGGAAAGUGUGUAACCCAAGACCACCACCCCAGAUACAUCAUACCUACAUCACAGAAAAGGCGGUCUACAGCAGAAAUCUGAGUGCGUUGUUUAUCUCGUCUGACAGGUUACCUGUUAAUGCUCACUUGAUUGGAUACCCUGGGGAGCCUGGCCAGUUUUUUGUAAUGAUAAAUACUUAGUUCCUGAACCAGGUCACAGGCUCACCCUAUUCAUACACAGACAUACCCUUAAGACAGGAUUUGUGAAGGAAAAGGCAAUGGGGAGGCUUUUCCAUUUUCCUUUGACCUUGCAGAGAAAACAUUUGGUCAGUUUGGGAAUCAAAAAUGGUUUCAGGUCGGUCUUCCUGUUCUGAUCUAUGUACGUGCUUGGUUGGUACAUUUAUGAACAUUUAUUAUAUAUCCAAGAAUUUAAAAUUCCUAUCACACUGGAAACCACAGAAGGGGAGGGGGCUCGGAUCCUGCUCGGGGGUUUCCCAUUGGUAGGCAGGCUGUAUAGCCUUCCGGGUGCUACCACAACAACCAUCCACCACAACUGCCCAGCUAGGCUAACUCUCCUCCAAUCCUCUUUCCUGGGUCUCACAGUCUCCUUGCAGAUGCCAAGGUCUGGGGCAAGAAAUCUUUGGUGAGAGAACCUCUCCAGAGAUCUAGCUGUCACAAAAUAUUCAGCAUAAGAAAGCAUGGAAAUUUGGCUGUAAAACCUUUAAAAAUAUGUGUUUUCUAGUGAACCCCGAAGUAUUCCCUAGUAUUCCCUAGUGCACGGAUAGACCACAUGUUUGGUCAGCUAUGAAACGGUUUACUUACAAAACUCUUCAAAGGUCAGAUUCAUGUGCUUUUCCGUACAGCAGUCAUAAAAAGUUGCACAGGCAAUAACACGUUUGUUGUUGUUGUUGUUGUUUAGUCGUUUAGUCAUGUCCGACUCUUCGUGACCCCAUGGACCAGAGCACGCCAGGCACUCCUGUCUUCCAUAAUAAAACAUUACUUGGUAACAAAACGGUAAAAGUUCCUAAACUAUCAGGAUAGGAGGAAAAGGCUGGAGUUUCAGACUCCAUCCUAGUCUGGAACGAAAGAGGCUGGUUAAAGCCAUGCAGCUGGAGGGAGCAGGUCAGAGCUCCUCACGUGCCGAAUCCACAUGUAUGCUGAGUACAACAAAAGGCUUCGUUGCCCAUUUCCUCCCAAGGUGAGAGGAAGUGACAUAGGCAAAGCCUGGCAGGACAGGUUACUCUAUGGCGUUAACCCCUUCAUGUGCUAACUAGACUCAAGCAUGAUGGCUAUAUGAGGCUGGUUAUCCCCUCUCACCCCCCCCUUUGCCCUUUGCUUCUCUCUCCAGUUCCCAGGUCCAGCCUGUGCCACGAAACCUGCUCCCCGCACUGCCUCCGCCAUGGCCCCAAGCCCCCCAACACAGGGGUGAAGGCCGCCUGCCUCCUGGUGGGGGGCGCCGCCGCUGGUCCCAGCAUGGGUCACAUGGUCAGCUCAUCCACAGCCGGACCCCCUGAGGACCCCCACCCGCCGGACUUCAAGGAGCUGGGAUACCACCCGUCGGCCUGUGAUUCCGAACCGCACUACGAGGCGCCCCUGGAUUACGACGGGAUGGAGCAGGACUUAGACAUGGUGGAUUUUGGGGGGUUCGCCUUCUAG